AGGUGAAAGAGAGAGAGUGCAGUGGAGAGAGACAGAGAGAAGGGAGAGAACCGUUGGAGAGUCCGUUUUUUCGGUUAAUAUAUGAAGGUGAAGCUAUGGUGUCGGAUCAAGAUAUCGCGAAAGGCGUGGAGACACUGCUCCGUCAGUCUGAGCCCAACUCAUUCACCUCCUUAAACGGCGUCGUUAAGCAGCUGGAAGCCAAACUAGGGCUCGACCUGUCCCAUAAGGCUGCCUUCAUCAGAGACCAGAUCAGUUUCCUGCUCCGGUCUCCCCCUCAGCCCCUUCCCCCAAAAGACCAUUUUGCCCUCCAGCAACACCCCCAAUUCCUCAGUCCCCACCCCCAAAUCCCUUCCCAUUUUGCCCUUCAGCACCACCGCCCACCGCCGGAAGACCUCAACUUCCUGUACCCCCUCCCCCAGCCUCAGCAGCAUCAGCCACAGACGCAGCCGCAGCCGCAGCCGCAUCACCUACCGAAAGGUGAAGCCUUUCUGCAGAAUGCAGCUAGUGUCGCCGCCCAAGCGCCCAAAGAAAGUGCUCCAGCUGCAGCCAAAAGAAGAGGCGGCUCGGGGGGUCUAAACAAAGUCUGUGGGGUUUCAACUGAACUUCAGGCUGUUGUUGGCGAGCCAACCAUGCCAAGGACACAGAUUGUGAAGCAGCUUUGGGCAUACAUUAGGAAAAACAACCUCCAAGAUCCUAGUAACAAGCGAAAGAUAAUUUGUGAUGAUGCCCUCCGCUUGGUGUUCGAGACAGAUUCUACCGAUAUGUUCAAGAUGAAUAAGUUGCUUGCUAAACAUAUCAUUCCGCUUGAACCUUCAAGAGAAUCCAGUCAAGCUAAACGGUUGAAGGUGGAUGUUGAGUCUGCAACUGAAAGUAGUGAAGCCAGUCCAUCUCCUGUAAUGAUAUCUGAUGCACUUGCCACGUUUUUUGGUACUGGAGAUAGGGAGAUGCUCCAAGAAGAGGCCCUAAGGCGUGUUUGGGAGUACAUAAAGGUCAACCAAUUAGAGGAUCCUCUAAAUUCGAUGGCAAUACUAUGUGAUGCAAAGCUUCAGGAGCUCUUUGGAUGUGAAAGUAUUUCUGCACUGGGGGUAUCUGAGAUGUUAGCGCGCCAUCAUUUGUUCAAGCGAUCUUGAUGUUUGGUCAUGUUGACUGCAUUUAGGGGUUCAUGAAUCUCAAACUCAAUGCAGUUUUGAGGGCUAGUUGGAGCUUCACUUCUCUUGGGAUCUCCAUCUUCUUUCACAUUCAGAUACUAGUAACUUUCUUAUCACUGUUAGUUCAGGCUGUAGUUCUGAAGCUUCAGCCUGAGGUCCUGAGUGUCUGAUACUGCCUGAACUAAAUGAUCAAGUUCUAGUCAGCUGUCUCCUUGUUACCAUUUCAUUGAGUAAAAGGUAGUGUAAAAUUAACAAUAUCAGCAAGUUUUUAGCAUCAUCAUCAUAUAGUGUGUGUGUGUGUGUGUGUGUUUUUCUUUCUUUAUUAUUAUUAGUAUUUUUUCUGAUUCAACAACCCAAUUAUCUAUUUCAUAAACUUUGAGUUGUUGAGUCCUUCGGCCAGUCAAAAGAUCCAAUUGUUUGCUGCUAAGGCACAUUUAGUUUACUCAAUGAGUCUGGCAUUGGCUUUUCAGACAAUUAGUUUGAGUUUGUCCUCAGGAAUUUCUUCCAUGCAUUUAUUAUUGUGAAACCAUAUUUGUCUGAGGUAAUAUUUUCUGGUGUCAACUUUUUGAUGUGUUUAUAGAUUUUCCCUCUUGGUCAAGUACUAAUUCUUUUACUUGUGGAUUGAUAUAUGGUAAGAGAAAAAAAAAAAUCUGAU
Messenger RNA from Vitis riparia (riverbank grape), 1803 nucleotides. RefSeq lists its product as uncharacterized. Gene Ontology annotation, cellular component: nucleus. The record is from RefSeq and is a predicted model, not a curated record. The transcript has 6 exons. The coding region runs from base 96 to 1130 and encodes 344 amino acids. Lineage: Eukaryota; Viridiplantae; Streptophyta; Magnoliopsida; Vitales; Vitaceae.